UCCUUGAGACUCUAAAUCUCCCCGAUACUGCCACGUGCCAUAACCUUCUGUCCCGCCUCGCAAAUCUAUCCGUUAACCCUAAUCUCUCUCUCUCUCUCUCUCUCUCUCUCUAGGGUCUCUGAAACUCUAUCUCUCUCCCAUUGAAGGAGAGAAAGAUCAAGAAAAGAACGCGAAUUUUUUGUUUCCUUUUUUUUUUUUUUUAAUUUUAUUGAUAUAAGGACACAAGUCAAAUGGGGAAACUUCUAUGCGAUUCAACUCCCGUCGCCGAAACGACAUUUCAACCCUCGUCGCCGGCCCUCCAUUGGAUAGAUCCCAAUGGGGCUUCUCUCGAAGCAGUUGAUCUAGUAGACCAGAGUGUAACGAAGAUCACCACGACCGCAUGGGAGGACGUGAUUGGCCUGGAGGACCAGCAAAGACGCCAUUUACAGAAACUCCAAGCCAAAGGUGUGCUUUGGAAGCAUCCAGGGGAUUGUAAUAAAGACUCUGCGCCUUCUUCGCUGCCAAGAUCGGUUAUUUUCAGGCUGUCUCACGGGGGAGAGGUGUCGGCGGACGGGAACUGCUUAUUCACCGCGUCACAAAGGGCAAUGAUGGCGCGUGAGAUGGACGCGCCGGAGCUGAGGAGGCGGACGGUGCGGCGGUUCUCGGAGGACUUCGUAUCUGGGAGUGAUGAAGAGAAAGAAGUGAUAAAUGACGUUAUUAGGCACAUGUACUCGCCGGAUCUGAAGAACGGAUGGGGGAUUCAUGUGGUUCAAGAGGUCAAGCUCUUGGCCAAGAAGGAGGAUCGCGUGAAUUUGGAUUACGCGAUCGAUGAGCUCGUUCAGCUGGGGAUGCAAAGAGAAAUGGCGGCCGAGUCUAUAUACAAAGAGAGAUGUAUUCCGGUGAAUGAUGGCCCCAGUUGGGCCAAAUACAUGUCGAUCUCUGGUUCAACUGAUGAUGAGUAUGAUAUCAUCACUUUGCAAUAUACUGAGGAGGGUUUAUUAUCUGUAGAUGAGAAUAGAGAAGGUCAUGCGGCGGCUUUUGGAGAUGAUAUAGCAAUCGAAUGUCUUGCAACUGAGUUCAAGCGAGAGAUUUAUGUGAUGCAAGCACAUGGAUCUGAUGCAAUGGUUGAUGAAGAGAAUUGUGUUUUCUUCCUCCCACAUCGUCCAAGAAGUGAAAUUUGUGAAGUUCCUUUCUUCCUAUUUAUGAAAGGAACAGGUUGGUGUGGUGCUGGAGCUGACCACUAUGAGCCAUUGAUUGGCCAUCCUUCUUCUCUUGUUUCCAAUGAGAAGUUUGCUGUAGUACUUUGAGGUAGUCCUACAGUUUUGCGGCUUAGAAGUUGAAUAGAAGUAGUUACAUUAUUUUCCCUCAUAUUAUUCGAUAUCCAAUGUUAUUAGCCUGAUUCUUUUGAGGAUCAGGAGGAUUUUUUUUUUUUUUUAAUUUUUUGUUGAGGUCAUGUAGAAUUGAUCUUUUGACUCUAGCUUGUAGGUUUGCUGCCUGCAAUUGAGCAAUCUUGUAGUAUUGGUGUAAUGGUUUUGCCGGCUUCUGUUUAUUGCUGUUGUUGAGUUUUCAGAAGGUUGCUUGAGUUGUAUAAGGGUACUAUUCUGUCUAAGCUGGAAUAGCACCAUUCUGUUGUAUUUUGAGCUGGAUUAAUCUAUUCAAUGAUAGAUUGUAGAAGUGAUUUUCCCCCA
Hevea brasiliensis (rubber tree) is the source of this 1667-nucleotide messenger RNA. RefSeq lists its product as uncharacterized. The record is from RefSeq and is a predicted model, not a curated record. The coding region runs from base 231 to 1286 and encodes 351 amino acids. NCBI's taxonomy places the organism in Eukaryota, Viridiplantae, Streptophyta, Magnoliopsida, Malpighiales, Euphorbiaceae. The transcript has 4 exons.